Molecule: messenger RNA, 407 nt
Organism: Clunio marinus
Lineage: Eukaryota; Metazoa; Arthropoda; Insecta; Diptera; Chironomidae
Source: the annotation of a GenBank genome assembly
AUGUCAGAUAAAAAGCAAAAUGAUGGUAAUAAAGAGAAGAAACGUAAAGAAAGUAUUCUUGAUCUUUCGAAAUACUUGGAGAAACAUAUUCGAGUAAAGUUUGCUGGAGGAAGAGAAGCAAGCGGUAUUCUCAAAGGUUUUGAUCCUUUAUUAAAUUUAGUAUUGGAUAGUACAACAGAAUAUUUAAGAGAUCCAGAUGAACCAUACAAGUUUUCUGAAGACACGAGAAAUCUCGGAUUAGUUGUGUGCAGAGGCACAAGCGUUGUCCUUAUAUGUCCACAAGAUGGAAUGGAGAGUAUUCAAAAUCCUUUCAUUACUCAAGAUGCAUAAACAUGCAAAAAACGAUUUUUCUCUCUUUAAAGUGUAAAAUUAAAAAACAAAAACAUUCUUUUAUUGAUAUCAAUCGC